ACUGCUCCUGAGGUGCUCAGCGGUUUCCCUCCCCCAACGGCGCGCCCGCGGUGGCCGGCGCGUCGUCUGCGGAGGCCGCGACCCCGCCUCGCCGCCCGCCCGCGUCUGCGUCGCCGUCCCCGCGCCCGCGCCCCGCCGUUGGGCCGCGCCGCGCCGGCAUGUCGGGCCCCGGGCCGCGGGAGCCGCCGCCUGAGGCGGGCGCGACGGGCGGCGAGGCGGGCCCCGAGGGCGCGGGCGGCGGGGACGCGGCGCUGGGAGAGCCGGGGCUGAGCUUCACGACCACCGACCUGAGCCUGGUGGAGAUGACGGAAGUGGAGUACACGCAGCUGCAGCACAUCCUCUACUCGCACAUGGAGGCGGCGGACGGCGAGCUCGAGGCGCGCCUGGGCUCCGCGCUGCUGGCCGGCCCGGGCGCGGGCUCGGGCGCGGCGGGCUCGCUGGCGCCGGCGCCGCCCGUGUACCCAGUGCUGUGCCCGCCGCUGGCGGCCGACGCGCCGUGCCUGGGCCACGUCGACUUCCAGGAGCUGCGUAUGAUGCUGCUGGGCGAGGCGGGCGCGGCGGAGAAGACGCCCGGCGGUGCGGACGGGACGCGGACGCGGGCGGACGGCGUGGCCAAGGAAGGCGCGGGCGGUGCGGGGCCCGACGGCGCACCGGAGGCCCGGGCCAAGCCGACCGUACGCGUCCGUCUGGAGGACCGCUUCAACAGUAUGCCGGCCGAGCCGCCUGCGCCGCGCGGUGCUGAGCCCGCCGAGUCGGGCGUGGCGCUCAACAAGUGCGUGCGGGGCGCAGGCGCGGGGGCGUCGGGGAAGGAGGGGCCUGAUUGCAGAGCUGGUGUAGGCUGGUGGGUUUGGUAACUCUUAUUCGACAUCCAUCUGAAUUAAUGAAUGUUCCUCUUCACCAGCAACAAAACAAAUGUACGACCUUAGUGAAAAAUAAAACUGCUGCUGCCACUACUGCUUUGCAGUUCACCUACCCACUGUUUACAAGUGCCUGCUCCACUGGUGGGAAUGCCAGCCUUGCACAGACGCAGAGUUCUAGUAACUCAUGCUCUAUACUGGAAGCUGCCAAGCACCAGGAUAUUGGACUGCCUAGAGCAUUUUCUUUCUGUUACCAGCAAGAGAUUGAGUCCACCAAACAGACAGGAGGUAGUAGAAACAAAGCCUUGCCGGAGCAGGUUUGGAUUAAAGUGGGAGAAGAAGCGCUAUGUAAACAAGCAAUCAAUAAGAGGAAUCGGAGUAGAAUCCGCCAGCUGGACACAAGCGUGGAGCGAAGAGCCCUUGGAGAGAUUCAGAAUGUAGGUGAAGGCUCUUCAACAUCACAGGGCACCUGGCAGUCUUCAGAGUCCUCACAGUCAAACCUGGGGGAGCAGACGCAGAGCGGACCCCAGGGAGGAAGGUCUCAGCGUCGGGAGAGGCAUAACCGAAUGGAACGAGAUAGGAGGCGCAGAAUCCGCAUUUGCUGUGAUGAGCUGAAUCUUUUAGUUCCAUUCUGCAAUGCGGAGACAGAUAAAGCAACAACCCUUCAGUGGACCACAGCAUUCCUGAAGUACAUUCAGGAAAGACAUGGGGACUCUCUUAAAAAGGAAUUUGAGAGCGUGUUUUGCGGUAAAACUGGCAGAAGGCUAAAGCUGACUAGACCCGAAUCCCUGGUGACCUGCCCUGCACAGGGCAGCCUGCAGAGCAGCCCUGCCAUGGAGAUCAAGUGACUGGACUGACCCAGGACCUGGGAGAGAACCGCCGUUCCUGCGGCAUCAUGCACAUGCCUGCCAUCCCGGAGUUCAGCUCUGAGUCCUCUCGAGGGAUGCGGCUCCAGUUGUGGGACUCCAGUAAGGACGUUGAGAGCACAUUUCGUGAAAGUAUUUAUCUAAACAAAAUACUUACCCACUAAUGUCCGAUGACCAUUUGAGGAUGAAGACAUCUUGAUAAUUAGUAAUUUUUCAAUUACCUGUCCGACACCAUCAUGUGUUCUUAACAUGAUAACUUUUAAAAAAUUAACAUCCUUGGUAAUUUCUUGAGUCUUGAGACUAAAGAAAACAUUGCCGUUUACUUAUUUUGUUUACAUUUUAAAUGUGCCCCUUUAGCAAUUGGAAGAAGGUAAAUUGUUCUUAACUAGAAGAGGUUUGGAAACUUUAUUUCAUUUGUUCUGUCCCCCCUAUUUCCAGUCUCAUGGUACUCUAUUGGAAAAUGCAGUGCCAUUUUAAAACUUUGCUAAGAAUUUUCCAGAGACUUCUUUUAAAGCUCCUUUUGCCCAUAAACAUUUUCGCAGUACAUUGCUUUAAUGCCCACAUUUCCAUAUUGUGAGGCAGUGCUUUAUGUGUAAUAAACUGUAUGUUUGGAACAAA
Molecule: messenger RNA, 2341 nt
Organism: Mus musculus (house mouse)
Lineage: Eukaryota; Metazoa; Chordata; Mammalia; Rodentia; Muridae
Gene: Tcfl5
Product: transcription factor-like 5 (basic helix-loop-helix)
Exons: 6
Coding region: 881-1705 (274 amino acids)
Biological process (GO): regulation of DNA-templated transcription; spermatogenesis
Cellular component (GO): nucleus
Molecular function (GO): DNA-binding transcription factor activity; protein dimerization activity
Source: RefSeq, marked validated